UACUUCAGUCAAUCCUUUUUGAUUCCACGUAUUAUUGGAGGUGGAGGAAAUAAACGUGCAAACGUAAACAGCUGUUAUAACCUCUGGAUGUCAAUAGCAGAUACAAACAAUACAUUCGAGGAUUAACUAAUUCUGUUCAGGAUGACGGAGCAAGAUCUGCCAAUUGACAUCAACGCUGGAAAAUUAUUGGAUUGGUUAAUAAAUCGGCGUCAUUGCAUACGCGGGUGGCAAACAAACAUUUUGUUAAUUAGAGAAAAAAUUAAUAAUGCCAUCCAGGACAUGCCCGAACAUGAAGGCAUCACGAAAUUGUUGACAGGAACCCAUAUCAAUUACUUCCACUGUAAAAAGAUAAUUGAAAUACUAAAAGAGACUGAAGCUGACACGAAGAAUUUAUUCGGAAGUUAUGGAUCACAGCGUAUGAAAGAUUGGCAAGAGAUUGUACGAUUGUAUGAGAAAGAUAAUUUGUAUCUGGCCGAAGCCGCGCAGAUGUUAAUUAGGAAUAUUAAUUAUGAAGUACCGAAUUUUAAGAAGCAGAUACAAAAAUGCGAACAGACUGCCAAUGAACUGGAAAAAAAAACUCUAGACUGUAGAAAAUCCGAAAACACAGCCAAAACGGAUUUUGGGAAUUCGUGUAAACAAUUAGGAAUUCCUGGGCAAAAAAUAAAGAGAGAAUUGGUAGGAAGAGUUGGAGAAUUGGCAGAUAUUUACGCGAAAAUAUCCGCCAGAGUCGAGUGUCUGGCUCCAGUCGUUGAAUUUUACUCUACAUUUGUGGAAUUCACGUUGGGAAGAAGUCGUGAUAACGAUUGUGUACCAAUGAUUCAAUAUGUCAUUGACAAAGGAAAUACAACAACUUAUGAGUGGACGUACGGUGAAGCACCUCUCUCGAUUGUCGAGCCUCCAUUGAAUAUAAAUCUAGACGAUGAAGAUAAAGUGCCUGUUGGCGACGAAAAUACUCUCGAUUUAGGUGAACCGAAUGAAAACGCCGAAAUUGAUUUUGGGGAUGAAGUAAAUCUUGACGAAGGUGGAGAGAUAGAUUGGGGUGACAUAGAGGGUGAACCAGCGGGUGAAGGUGCAAUAGAUUUUAAUAUUUCGUUGGAAGAGUCUGGAAUCGUCGUGGAAGCAGCUGGAAAUGAAGGAGGAACAGCUACCGGAGACGAAGCCCUCACAGUACUCGAUAAUCCCAAAACGAGAAAAGAUUUUAUUGAUCAAUUAUUGGAACUGCAGGCGUUCCUCAAGAUGAGGUUGUACGAGCUAAAAAGUGAUCGUCAUCAAAGUGUAUUGUCUACAAGUCUGAUGCAAGAGGCAUCUCCAAUUAUACAAAUGGCGACUGCAGAUACCACUCAAAAUAUGUUAGAUAAUGUGCAAGUUAUCUUAUCAGAGAUUUUAGACAGUCGAGUCCAGCAUUUGCAUUCUAUCAAGCAUUCCCCCAGAUAUGUGGAUGUGCUGGCUGCGAAUCUGGAACAGAAACUAGUUUUGGUGGAAAGAAUGGCGACAAUGCAGAAAGUCCUCAAAGAUAAACAACAAGAAGCUAGAUCCAAGGGGGGAGCUCUCAAAGAAUUGCUCGAAGUGGUUAUUCAAAAGACUCGAGAGCUGCAGAUCGAAAUCGAAAAAGAUAUCUCAAAAAAAUAUAAAAAUCGUAAGGUUCACUUGACCGGGAGCAUCAGCGCUCUGUGAUAUCCUCUCCCAAAAUUCCAGAUAUCGUGUUUUUUUAAAUGGCUAGGUGGUGGCAAUAAACAAUUGUAAAUAAUUAUUUUGUUAAAAUAAAGACACCUGGAU
Fopius arisanus is the source of this 1776-nucleotide messenger RNA. RefSeq names its product CDK5 regulatory subunit-associated protein 3. Lineage: Eukaryota; Metazoa; Arthropoda; Insecta; Hymenoptera; Braconidae. The record is from RefSeq and is a predicted model, not a curated record. Gene Ontology annotation, biological process: regulation of mitotic cell cycle; regulation of cyclin-dependent protein serine/threonine kinase activity. Gene Ontology annotation, cellular component: endomembrane system. The transcript has 8 exons. The coding region runs from base 142 to 1674 and encodes 510 amino acids.